This is a messenger RNA of Electrophorus electricus (electric eel), 3203 nucleotides long. It is a transcript of the gene angel2, whose product is annotated as angel homolog 2 (Drosophila). Gene Ontology annotation, biological process: 3'-UTR-mediated mRNA stabilization. The record is from RefSeq and is a predicted model, not a curated record. Gene Ontology annotation, molecular function: 3'-5'-RNA exonuclease activity; mRNA 3'-UTR binding. NCBI's taxonomy places the organism in Eukaryota, Metazoa, Chordata, Actinopteri, Gymnotiformes, Gymnotidae.
UACCUUACCUAAUCCUGUUUAUCUCAUUUUGCUGCACUAAUCCUGUUUAUCUCAUUUUGCUGCAUCAUACUGUAUCAUCAUCAUUUUAAACUCGUAUAAGGGAGACAUUAUAAAACGCGCGUUAUCCUCCGUCUGUCCAACACAUGCCGGACCUCGUAGUGACGUCAUUUUCAGAGACCUCUCUUGUGUUUUGUUUUCCGAGUUAACAUCAUCUGUCAUCGUAACUACACUUUAUUUGAAAGCUGAAUUUUACUAAUGCUAAGUUACAAGUGUUGGGAACAGCCGGCACCGUUUUAACUAGGACUUCUUUAAAUGUAUCGACACCCAAACGUACACUAUGCCAGUCAAGCUGCAAACACGAAUCGAUCCAUGUUGGCCCGUCCCCUGACAGCAGCGACUUCUGCUCAAACCUUUGCCAGGGCGCGGAGACACUGGCAUCGACACCAGCCGAGGACUUCAUGGUGGUGGGGUCAGUUUCCCGAGCAGUCCUGGAGCCCCAGCACCUCCCACACGGACCACGCCACCGCGCCCAGGCCUCCCGACCCCUUGCGCUGGCGUGAGUGGAGACGGCCAGGGCUGUUUCCACACAGUGUUCCCCAGCACAUCUCUCCAGUUCAUCUCUAUUCUGGAGGGAUGGACCGGGCUGAUGAAGAAGGUCUCAGAAAGAGGAAGCGCUCUGAGGAUAGUGGCUCACAUGGAAACUGGCAGCGCAGCCCUAAGCGCUCAGCUCUGGAAGAAAGCCAGGAGCAGAGUCCUGUAUGGCUUCACAUCACAGGGGCAUCUCUUCCCCCUGGGAAAGUCCCACCAAGCUCUGAAAAUCGAGGGACUAAAACAGAAUUAAAGAGGGAGUGGGAGGAGGCCUGUGGGUAUGGACCACGGGAGACUGGGAGCAUUCGUGAACGACACUUUGAUUUCUCUGUGAUGUCCUACAAUAUCCUCUCACAAGAACUACUCCUUAGCAAUGCUUACCUUUACAAACACUGUAACCCCCUCAUACUAAGUUGGGGACACAGGUUCACCAAGAUCAUCAAAGAGCUGGAACAGCACAGUGCAGAUAUAAUGUGUCUUCAGGAGGUGCAAGAGGACCACUAUUUAAAACAGAUCAAACCCAGUCUGGAAUCUCUAGGGUACCACUGCGAGUAUAAGAGGCGGACAGGCAGAAAGCCUGACGGCUGUGCUGUGGUGUUCAAACGCGAGCGCUUCUCACUGCUCUCCCGUCACCCUGUGGAGUAUUUCCGGCGAGGAAUCCCCCUACUGGACCGUGAUAACGUGGGCCUGAUUCUGCUGCUGCAGCCUGUGGAGCCAUCGGCCUGCCAUAUCUGUGUGGCCAACACUCACCUGCUGUACAACCCCAGGCGUGGUGACAUCAAACUGGCCCAGCUAUCCAUGCUGCUAGCCGAGAUUAGCCGCGUGGCGGGGCUGGCCGAUGGCAGCACCUGUCCCGUGGUGCUUUGUGGGGACUUUAACUCACUGCCCUGCUCUCCUCUCUGUAGCUUCAUUAGGGAGAGCCGAUUGGACUACACUGGAUUGUCCAUCGGGAAGGUCUCAGGGCAGGAGGACGGCUCCAGAGGUCAGCGUCUCCUCACUGCCCCCAUCUGGCCCACCUGUCUGGGCAUCUCACAACAGUGCCAGUACGAGAGCCAAGCUACCACCACAGACCAGGCUGUGAAGGAGCUGAACCUGCAAGCAUUGUCUGCUUUAAAUAGUGCUAGUGGGAGUGACAUGAGCACUGGUGUGGGUGCUGGGAAGGAUUUCUCCUCUUUACUGCUUCCUGGUUCAAAGAAGCUUUGCAUUGAACAUGGCCUGAGGCUGACCUCUGCAUACUCCCACUAUCUGAGGGAGAAUAGCCGCCCCGAAAUCACCACGUGCCACGCGCGGACAGCUGUCACUGUCGAUUACAUUUUCUAUUCAGCUCUGUCAGAAUGCAGUACUCCAGAGGAGCGAGGUCUGCAGCUGCUGGCCAGGCUGGCCCUGGUCGGUGAGGCUGAGCUCAGAGAGGUCAACCGCCUGCCCAACCAGCACCACUCCUCUGACCACCUGCCCCUCAUUGCAUGCUUCCGGCUGCCCUCCUGAGCACAACACGCCAGCUACUGUGGGGCCUAAUCGCUGUGCUUUGUAACACCAAUUUAUCACCUGCAGUGAUAGAAGAAGAGGCCACACAGAUUGAGCUCACAUAAAUAUCUACAGGAAGAUAUAAUUAAUUAAUUAAUUAAUUAAUUAAUUAGGGCAUAGUUUCCAUUAGCUGGAGGAUUUGUGGUUUUCACAAACGUGUGGAUUUCUCUCUUCUUGGACACAAAUGCAGAAGUGGAAAAUCCUGAAUCGUUAUGGUGGAACCCGUGGUCCUGUGCUGCAAUUGUACAUAUAACGCACUGUAAAUUGUGAUUAUGAUUUUGGACAAUUUUGCCUUUUAUGUACAUUUGGUUUUAUUUUAAAUCAGUUGUGUCUUGAAAGUUAUUUUUCAAGAAGUCACUUUAUAAGGAUAUUUACAUGUUUUUGUAUCGUUAUCUAUCAUAGUUUUGAGGAAUGAUCAUUUUAAUGCCUAAACUAAAUAGUUUAAUUCUGAAAUUGGUAAUGAUUAAAUUAAGUAUUAACAUUUAACUGCUCUAAACAAUCAAUUAAUUUAGCUCAGCUAAAUGUCCCUGGUCUGGCACCAUUAAAACUGGAUGAGAAAUGCAGAACUGACUUUCCUCAUAGUUUUCAUGCAUGAGUGAAUGUUCUACCUCCCACUGGCAUGCUAAAUAACCCAGAUCAGCUAGUUCAAGGAGAGUACAUUUAUUUGCUUUUGUUCCAUAUUUUGCUUUCUGAUCUUUAAACUUGAAUGAGGAUAAGACUCUAUAAUGACUUGUGAUCUGUGUCCAUCUGUACUUCCAGUCAUUAUAACCAUCAGCCUCAAGACACAAAGAAGACAAGCAUUAAGACUCAUCGCUGUCCUCUCUCUAGGUGGUUGAAUGAAAUUCAAGUCAAGAAAGGCCAAAGUCUCCCCUCUUCACUGAGUCAAUAACCACUUAAAUAUGCACUUUAAAAACUUCCUAUCUUUUUCUCCACUGUCUCCAAGGCUUUAGUCUGAUACUUAACUAUCCUAUCUCUUGUCACAUGAGACUGCAGAGCACUUCUGUGAUUCUGAAUAAUGGCAUCUGCCAAAUGCUGUAAAUGUAAAAUGUUAAUUAGGGUAUAAACAGCUGGUCCAGGAUCAGCGCUCUUUA